AUGGCAGGGAUGGCAGAGUUGUGGUGGUGCAAGAGAGUCGUGUGGUGCAACCCGACGUGGCACAAGAGGUGCAACUGCAUGGUGGUGCACGUGAGGGCUCAAGUGGUGCACGUGACGGCUCAAGUGGUGCACGUGAGGGCUCAAGUGGUGCACGUGAGGGCUCAAGUGGUGCACGUGAGGGCUCAAGUGGUGCACGUGAGGGCUCAAGUGGUGCACGUGAGGGCUCAAGUGGUGCACGUGAGGGCUCAAGUGGUGCACGUGAGGGCUCAAGUGGUGCACGUGAGGGCUCAAGUGGUGCACGUGAGGGCUCAAGUGGUGCACGUGAGGGCUCAAGUGGUGCACGUGAGGGCUCAAGUGGUGCACGUGAGGGCUCAAGUGGUGCACGUGAGGGCUCAAGUGGUGCACGUGAGGGCUCAAGUGGUGCACGUGAGGGCUCAAGUGGUGCACGUGAGGGCUCAAGUGGUGCACGUGAGGGCUCAAGUGGUGCACGUGAGGGCUCAAGUGGUGCACGUGAGGGCUCAAGUGGUGCACGUGAGGGCUCAAGUGGUGCACGUGAGGGCUCAAGUGGUGCACGUGAGGGCUCAAGUGGUGCACGUGAGGGCUCAAGUGGUGCACGUGAGGGCUCAAGUGGUGCACGUGAGGGCUCAAGUGGUGCACGUGAGGGCUCAAGUGGUGCACGUGAGGGCUCAAGUGGUGCACGUGAGGGCUCAAGUGGUGCACGUGAGGGCUCAAGUGGUGCACGUGAGGGCUCAAGUGGUGCACGUGAGGGCUCAAGUGGUGCACGUGAGGGCUCAAGUGGUGCACGUGAGGGCUCAAGUGGUGCACGUGAGAGCUCAAGUGGCGCACGUGAGGGCUCAGGGAUCCUUGGUUUCUGUUGGAAGUCUGAUGGCCUCGUUUCUCUGCAAAUCCCACUAA
Closterium sp. Yama58-4 is the source of this 915-nucleotide messenger RNA. NCBI's taxonomy places the organism in Eukaryota, Viridiplantae, Streptophyta, Zygnematophyceae, Desmidiales, Closteriaceae. The record is from the annotation of a GenBank genome assembly.